Microplitis demolitor is the source of this 1595-nucleotide messenger RNA. RefSeq lists its product as uncharacterized. Lineage: Eukaryota; Metazoa; Arthropoda; Insecta; Hymenoptera; Braconidae. The transcript has 3 exons. The record is from RefSeq and is a predicted model, not a curated record. The coding region runs from base 260 to 742 and encodes 160 amino acids. Gene Ontology annotation, biological process: sleep; positive regulation of voltage-gated potassium channel activity; regulation of synaptic transmission, cholinergic.
UCGUAGAAGGCAGGGAGUGUCGUGAGUUGCGCUUUCCUCCACGCUGCAGUUGUCUGAUCCCUGUCCCUGGUUUAGCUUCUGCUACUAUACUACUUGUUGUCGCGUCCAGUUACAGACAGUUUCAAAUACGCGGAUAGCAUCAGUACGAGCGUGACCACUGUCUACUAAACAUUCGGUCUCAUCGGCAGUCGAUUAUUUAAUAAUAACAAUAUUAUUAUUAAAACAUUUAUUGUGUGCAUAAAAAAUUUUUUAAAGUAAAAUGGCAUCAAAUUACGUUUGGAUCUUUGCAGUUGUUGCAUUUGCAUUCCUCAUACAGUCAGGCGAGUCUUUGCGAUGCUGGAGCUGCGUUUCCGACCAGCCUGGAGCCUGUGGCGAUCCGCUGAAUAUUACCAGCCAUCAUCAAACUUUCCAUACUCGUGAUUGCGAUUCUACCGCCAAUCAAAAUUCUUACGUUUACAACGAGAAGUUUGUCUGCAAAAAAGUCGUCCAAAGAGAAAAUGGAAGACUUGUUGUACGUAGAUCGUGCGAGAUUCCCGGACCGGAAGAACGUGACAUAAAAGACGGAAAAUGUGUCGCACAUGACACAACACACAGCCACGUGACCAUGGUGUCUUGUCACAUCUGCAGCACCGAUCUCUGCAAUUCAGCAACUUCAUUGUCUGGAUCAAAAGUUUUCUUAAUUUCCGCAGCAGUUUUUAUCGGGUCUCGUUUUGUGCCAGCUCUCAAGUCAUUCAGCCUUUAAACUAAUGACAGAAAAUAAAAAUGUCACUCUCUAUAUAUAAAUUAUAAUCUUUCCAAAUGCGUUUACACCUACCGAGUGUUACUUAGCUUAAGAAAUUAAAAGUUCAUAAAAAUGACUUGUGAAAAUUGAUAUUUUUUAGUAAAUAAAUUUUCUCAAGUCUAGUAUUUAAUAUAUAUAACAUAUAUUUAAUCACUAACGUCAUUUGAAUAUAUAUUAUAAUUAUUACAAUAAGAAAAUCAUGGGAAAUUUAUUGUACAUUUAUUUUUUUUUUUUUUUAAUUUAGAAAAAAUUAUUUUUAAUACUAAAAAUAAUUAUUUUAUGUAUAUUUAUAUACCAAAAAUUUAUUUUAUUAUUUAAAUAUGGGCGCAAAUUUGCACCGCAGGUACAAACUUUAACACAACAGUUAUUUUAUUUUUUUUUUUCACAUUAAAUAAUAACAAUAAUAAAUCUUGAUAUUUUUUAGUCUUCUAUAUUAUCACCCCUACUUGUAGACUGUUUUAUAUUUAUAUAUGUAUAUUUGAUACUUCCUCCUAUGAUAUUGUUUACAACACCUGCGCGACGCCCUUUUUCGUAACAGCCACUACAUAAAACGAAAGUGCUCUUAUGCGUGAAAUAGAAAAUAAAUAAACAGCAAAACAACAUGCCAAUAAAAUUAAACAAAACUAAAGUUAAAUAAAAAAAAUAUAUAAAAAUGUGGCUUAUCAGAAAUCCGUCCAAGUAAAACCGCGGGCAAAAUAAUUACGAAAUUCUGAAAUAAUUUUGCAUCCGUGGAUCGAAAAAAAAUUCUAAUAAAUAAAAUUUAUUUUUAAUUUUUUAUUUUAUUAUUUUAAUUAAUAAAAUUUUAUUUAAAGUA